GGGGAGGAGGCCGCGCGGGGUGGGGCCCGGAGGGUACGCGCUCGCUGCGUCGACGUGCUGACGCCAUGACGCCCCGACCGGUGUGUCUCGGGAUGUGUGUGUAUGUGUGAGUGUGCGCGCUCCGAGUGUGUGUGUAUUUGUGUAUCGGCGGUCCCGCAGGUCCCGGAUGUUGCGGACAGUAUGAGGCGAGAGCAGGGGGACGGGGACCAGCAGCUGUCGCCGCCGCUCUCAGAGAUUUCCUGUUAGACCAGAUAAAUUAGAGUCUUCCUACUGACUUGACUUGGGUGAAAACAGAUAUCUUUGCCCCCUGACUUUGGAAAUCUCGCGUAACCUUCAAACUGGCGAUGUCAAGGGUUCCAAGUCCUCCACCUCCGGCAGAAAUGUCGAGUGGCCCUGUAGCUGAGAGCUGGUGCUACACACAGAUCAAGGUAGUGAAAUUCUCCUACAUGUGGACCAUCAAUAACUUUAGCUUUUGCCGGGAGGAAAUGGGUGAAGUCAUUAAAAGUUCAACCUUUUCAUCAGGAGCCAAUGAUAAACUGAAAUGGUGUUUGCGAGUAAACCCAAAAGGACUAGAUGAAGAAAGCAAAGAUUACCUGUCACUUUACUUGUUACUGGUCAGCUGUCCAAAGAGUGAAGUUCGGGCAAAAUUCAAAUUCUCCAUCUUGAAUGCCAAGGGAGAAGAAACCAAAGCUAUGGAGAGUCAACGGGCAUAUAGAUUUGUGCAAGGCAAGGACUGGGGAUUCAAAAAAUUCAUCCGUAGAGAUUUUCUCUUGGAUGAGGCCAACGGGCUUCUCCCUGAUGACAAGCUUACCCUCUUCUGUGAGGUGAGUGUGGUGCAAGACUCUGUCAACAUUUCUGGCCAGAAUACCAUGAAUAUGGUGAAAGUCCCUGAAUGCCGGUUGGCUGAUGAAUUAGGAGGACUCUGGGAGAAUUCCCGGUUCACAGACUGUUGUUUGUGUGUGGCUGGCCAGGAAUUCCAGGCUCACAAAGCUAUCUUAGCAGCACGUUCUCCAGUUUUUAGUGCCAUGUUUGAACAUGAAAUGGAGGAGAGCAAAAAGAAUCGGGUUGAAAUCAAUGAUGUGGAGCCUGAAGUUUUUAAGGAAAUGAUGUGCUUCAUUUAUACGGGGAAGGCUCCGAACCUUGACAAAAUGGCUGAUGAUUUGCUGGCAGCUGCUGACAAGUAUGCCCUGGAGCGUUUAAAGGUCAUGUGUGAGGAUGCCCUCUGCAGUAACCUUUCAGUGGAAAAUGCAGCAGAGAUUCUCAUCCUGGCUGACCUCCACAGUGCAGAUCAGUUGAAAACUCAGGCCGUGGAUUUCAUCAACUAUCAUGCUUCGGAUGUCUUGGAGACCUCCGGGUGGAAGUCAAUGGUGGUGUCACAUCCCCACUUGGUGGCUGAGGCAUACCGUUCUCUGGCUUCAGCACAGUGCCCUUUUCUGGGGCCCCCACGCAAACGCCUGAAGCAGUCCUAAGAUCCUGCCUGUUGUAAGACUCCAUUUAUUUUCCAGAAGCAGCAGCCGUUGUUGCUGCCACUGACCACCAGGUAGACAGCGCAAUCUGUGGAGCUUUUACUCUGUUGUGGGGAAAAAAGACCGCAUCAUGGCACCAGACUUUUAAAACAGCACUAAAUAACUUGGGGAAGUGGGGGGAGGGAAGGGCUCGGGACUCGGGGCUAUUCAACCUAAUGAAAACCCUGUUGCUGAGUCACUGUGUUCCUUUGGCCUGGCCGAGUUUGAGACUGUGGGGAUUCAGUGUAGGCACUGGCCCGGAGGACAUCCAGCCAUGGUACUCCGGAGAAACCUGUCUGCAUCUGACUGAGCAGAAAAAAUCUUCAGGUGCCUGGAGCAAAAAGGAAAAAAAAAAAAAAGGACAUUUAGUUUUAAGAGAAGGGAACAGAAAAGGAAAGAAGAAAGGAUUUUUGAAGAAUUUCUCAAAAAUCAGUUUGUGGAAGAUUCCGGUAGUAUUUAUGUUGAGAGAAACAAAUUUUAGUCCUUCCAGCUGUGGAUAUUUGUAAAAACUCACCACCAUACACCUCUCCGAAGAGCUCUCGUGUUGUUAGCACUUAUUGUUUGCAAGAACAGAACACAUCCUUUUAUCCUUUUAUGAAAAAUGACAAGGGACAGUGAAAGAGGGAAGGAGGUUAUUUGAUCAGGAAAAUGAGUAUUCUGAUGUGGUGGCUUUUGCAAAGAUCUUUAUGGGUCUUGAAAACUGGAAAAAAUGGUUCAUCCAGAAUUCUUACUGUCUUGACAAGAACUAUGGUUCUGUUUUUAGAUAUUGUGGAAAAUGUUUUUUGGCAUUUUUCUCUGCUUUUAUUUCACCUCCUUCCCCCCACCCUUUUUUCUAAAAAAAAAAAAAAAAAAAAAAAACAAACAACAAUAAGAAGACAAGAGGAAAUUUUAUUGUUUAUUAAUGAGGUGUGAGAACCCCAGCCCGGAUUGCUCAGCUGUUUGUACCUGACUUGCUGCCUGCACAGGAGCCAGGCCUGUUCCUUCUGAGUAGCCCCUCUUCCUGCAGGGGAGGACUUCCAAAUGUUAAUUUUUUUCUUUUUGAAAAUAUAAAUAAUUACUAUUUUGUACUGUGUGGUAUCUCUGGUCUUUUGUUUCAUUUACCUGGCUUGUCUCUUUGGUCAGAGCCCCUUGCUGAAUGGAUUUUGAAGUCUUAUUUGACCCGUCAGCUUGCAGAAAGUAUAUUUGAAAUGUCCAGGCAGUAGAAAUCUAUUGAGUCUCCAUAAUCUCGAGUUUUCCUUGUGAGCUCUGGCCUCUUGUCCACCUCCUUGAGUAUCGCACAGGCAUCAGGUCUCUACUCCGCCGGGGCAAGUAUGGAAGUGGACUUUUCUGCACCCUGUUUUAAGAACCAACCCCUAAUCUCCCAUCUCCUGACUAAAUAUAAAAAGAUAAAGGGAACUUGGAUGUAGAGAUUAAAUAAAGGGAAAUUCUUGUUUCU
Orycteropus afer afer is the source of this 2940-nucleotide messenger RNA. Lineage: Eukaryota; Metazoa; Chordata; Mammalia; Tubulidentata; Orycteropodidae. The record is from RefSeq and is a predicted model, not a curated record.